UUUUUUUUUUUAUUCUCCCCUUUUUUUUUUAAUUAUUUAAUAUUAUGUGGGAUCCUGAAGUAGCUUCAAAUAUUACUGGAUAUUUAUCUAUAGUCUGUUGGCUUAUUGUAUUCAUACCUCAACUUUGGGAAAAUUAUGAACGGAAAAGUGGUGAUGGUUUAUCUAUGACUUUUUUAGUUAUUUGGCUUGCUGGUGACGUUUUCAAUCUAGUUGGUGUCAUUUUACAAGAUCUUUUACCCACUAUGUUUUUAUUAGCAUUAUGGUAUACAGUAGCAGAUAUGGGAUUGAUAUGGCAAGUGAUAUUUUAUCAAAGAUUAUCGACCGUGGUACCAGUGGAUGAAGAAGAAGUGUCAUUGAUCCGUGAUGCUGAAGUUGAUCACCAUCCAAGAUUGAUUCGAAGAUCAAGUGAAUCCAAACAUCGUACAAUGUCCUUUUGGUUCAAUACUCUUUCAGGUGCUGCCAUCGUGUUAGUGACAUUGGUCUCAUGUGCUUGGUAUGCAUCUAUUCAUGGUGGAUUAGUGAUGGGCCCAGUGGAUGGUAAUAUGCAUUCGAUGCGGUGGCUUCCUCAACUUUUAGGUUGGACAAGUGCUAUUCUUUAUGUGGGUAGUCGGAUCCCUCAAAUCAUCAAGAAUUAUCGACAAAAAAGUACUGAAGGUCUUAGUCUGGGUAUGUUCUUAUGUGCUGUCUUGGGAAAUGUUUUAUUCACUUUGUCCAUCUUUUUACGGUCUGUGGAUCGACAAUAUGUUUUGGUAAAUCUGGCUUGGAUCGUGGGUAGUUGUGGUACCUUGGUAUUUGAUUUCACGAUAUUUAUUCAAUUCUUCUUAUACAAAAGUGGACCAAACAAGAAAACCAAGAAAAAUCCUGUUUAUGUAGAAUAGAUACCCCCCGUCCAUAGUUUGAUGAUUUUUUUUUUCUUUUUGUAUAUAAUAAAGAAUAGAUUAUUCUUACACUUU
This is a messenger RNA of Halteromyces radiatus, 953 nucleotides long. Its product is annotated as PQ loop repeat-domain-containing protein. NCBI's taxonomy places the organism in Eukaryota, Fungi, Mucoromycota, Mucoromycetes, Mucorales, Cunninghamellaceae. The record is from RefSeq and is a predicted model, not a curated record. Bases 45 to 878 code for a protein of 277 amino acids. Gene Ontology annotation, biological process: basic amino acid transmembrane export from vacuole. The transcript is spliced from 5 exons. Gene Ontology annotation, cellular component: fungal-type vacuole membrane.